GAACUCACAGCACACCGCGCAGCCGAAUCCCUGGACCCGGCACGAUGCCGUCGCCAUGGCAACCCGCACCGGUGCCGUCGGAGCCCAACACCAUGUCCUUGGAGGAGCUGCACCGCUCACGCGUGUUGGUUUGUAUCGACGUGCUGCUCUUCUUUGGAUCGGCACUGGUGUCACUGAAGUUCUGGAUAGACACACAACUGCGGAUACGAGAUUUGCGUCGUGCGAGUCAUGAUCCAAAUUCCCUGGCUUCGCGGCGACUCUUUUUGCAGCUGUUAGCCACGGCGAACGCUUUAAGGGCCCUGGGCCUCAUUUUGGACGCGAAGUUUCAUAGCAUUUUUGGCCAGGACAAGGACGACACUCAGUGGCAGCAUGUCGCAUUGCACAGAUGUUUCGACUAUGUCAUCUCCUCCUUCCCAACCCUGGUUUGGUGCAGCAUGCUGAGUGUCUUACUGCUCCACCUGAUCGAAAUGCAUUUGAGACCUUCGGCUGAACUUGGUGCUUUGCAUUCAGAAUCAUUCAGACAAGCCCAUCCAUUAAAUGCAUUUAAAUGCUAA
Molecule: messenger RNA, 554 nt
Organism: Cladocopium goreaui
Lineage: Eukaryota; Dinophyceae; Suessiales; Symbiodiniaceae
Source: the annotation of a GenBank genome assembly